Striga asiatica is the source of this 654-nucleotide messenger RNA. NCBI's taxonomy places the organism in Eukaryota, Viridiplantae, Streptophyta, Magnoliopsida, Lamiales, Orobanchaceae. The record is from the annotation of a GenBank genome assembly.
ACACGCUGCGUUGGCCGGAUUUGUGACCCACUGCAGCCGGAGCUCCAAUCUCCGCCUCCUGCGGCCGUUUCGAUUGGAUUGACGGCCGAUGGCCUUCCCGUGGGUGAACCCAUGAUGGAAAGGGCCCAGUGGAGCUCCAACAUCUUUUCGUCACUUCUUGUCUUGGAACAAACGACGAGUUCUGCAGUAGUUAUCUUAAAGUUUGUGACUAAAGAUUGGAUUUUUAUGAAUUUGGUUAUUGAUUGUGUGAAUCUGGUUUUGAUGGGUUUGGGUUACGAAAUUGGCUGUGAUGCGCGGGAUGCUGAUGAUCGGAUGCCUGAUCUAUGCGGAGUAGAGGAUGAACAAGGUGUUCAUGGUGGAGGAGAUGGGGGUGGCGCUGCCCUUGAUGAUCAGUGGACGUGUACUGCCCCAAGACCUGUGCUGCAGAUGAAGUACAAAUAUGAGGACCCAAAAUUUACUGAGGGCACUCGACGAUUAAUGGAGAUACUCGAGCAGGAGAGUCAUAUUCGUUUCCUACAAUAUUUAUAUUGCCGUGUUCUAAUCAAAUUAGAAUGUGGGUGUUUGGGAUCCAAUGACAGCCAUAAGGCUUUUUUUGGUCACCUAUCCUAUCCUGCAAUUAUUUCAGAGGAUUCAAGUGGUCCGACAUUCCUUCAU